AUGGACUAUUCUUACGAGCCUCUGCCGCCCAUCAAUGAGGUUGGCCAGACUCCUUCAUUCACACGCCUUAUGUUACUCGCUCCCGGUAUCGGUGAUCAUCCACUGGAAUGCAGCUUGAUCGUGAUUGAUCCGGCGAAUAGCCCUCUGCAAUAUGAGGCAUUGUCUUAUGUUUGGGGGACUGAAAGAGCGCCGACGCCAAUUAGAUGUGGCAAUGGAAUCAUUGGAAUUACACUAAACUUGGAGCGAGCUCUGAAGGAUCUGCGAGUGCCGCAUCAGACACGGCCACUAUGGGUAGACGCUCUUUGCACCAACCAGAAGGAUCUGGAUGAACGUGCACGACAAGUCGCGUACAUGAGACAAGUCUAUAAACAUGCUCGCAGGGUCGUUGUGUGGUUGGGACCAUUGGAUGGCAUUCGUAGCCGAGCGAUCAUGCGGGCUCAGGAAUUAUGUGCUUUCCGUGCGAUGCUGAUGGAGACCACAUUUCCGGAUUCGAAUCAUGUUGGCGAGUCCCCCUCGGUAACGCCCGAGAUUGAAGUUAUUUUGCUGGAUGCCUUGAACGCCGAAUCAGAACAUGCGUCGGCGGAAGCACUAAUGCAGCUUUUCGAGAGCGAUUACUUCAAACGCGUGUGGUGCAUCCAGGAGGUCGUGGCAUCGCGUUCCGCCAUUGCGAAAAGCGGUGAUAUGGAAAUGGAUUUUUAUGAGCUCUUAUCCAUCAUCAAACUCAUCCUCACGAAGCAGAUCGUUGAUCGUCGUGGACCGGCCUUCCCACCCAACACUUUGCAGUUCUGGGUUACGGUGCUUAUCCAACGAGACCGUUCGUAUUACCCAAACGCUCUGAAGGUCGAAAACUCCUUGGGCAAGAUGCUCAAUGUCCUCAUGGGUAUACGAGAUUUUCAGUCCACAGAUCCUAGGGAUCGGUUGUUUGCUAUCUUAGGUAUCACAGACGAGGGUCUCCAGCCAGUCCUUGCCAACAUGGAAGUUAUGGGUCGGCCCAAUGCGAAAAGGUUGGGCAUGAUGCACAAAGCUGUCGCUUGGGUUGCUGACAAAGCGAACUCAAGCAGACCGGGUAUAGAUUUCGGUCGGAACCCAGCUUUGAAGCCCUGUUAUACCAAACCGGCGAUGGAAAUAUACCGAAACUUCACUCGAUAUAUGGUCCGUAAGCAACCACGUUUACUGGACAUUCUGUCACAUGUUCAACACACAAAAGACCCCAAUGGAGAGCCGUAUCCAUCCUGGGUGCCAAAGUUUGACACUCCCAGAUCUGUUAGCUAUUUCCCGCAACAGCUCUACCUGGCUGGGGUGCCUUAUACGGGCCAUUAUCGCUAUUUCGCGGAGUUACAUGACUGCCCAUUGAGGGGCGAAGCGGUGGAGCCGAAUGUAUUGCAACUGGAUGGAUUCAUAUUCGACCAAGUGGUUGCAGUAACAGCGCCGACCAACUAUACACUCCAUGAUGAUACACCAGUGGAGAAUAUGUGGAGCCAACUUUUUGGGGUGCCGCUGUUUCCUCGGUCCGGGUUGCGAUACGCGGAUGGGAAAGAGCAAGCUGAUGCCGCCUUCUUUGCCACCCUAUCGGCUGGAGCAUUCGGACCCGCGCUCAAUUUGAGCGACCAAAUCCGCAAAGCCGGAUUGGAACAUGAGAGGCUUGAAAGCAUCGAAUAUUUGACUCAGCUCGGCAGAAACAACAUUGUGCGCUGGCUGUUUCAAUCGCGUGGAUAUCCGGUCAGCACAUACCAAGACCUACUACCUUCAGGCGUAUCGAAUUUUGAGCAAGCCAUGGGCGAUGCCGACAGCUACCACCGUGGUUCCUGGAGUAUGCUCCUCAACAGAAGGCUGUACCGUACCCGCGCGGGCUGGCUCGGACUUGGACCGAACGCUAUGAGAGAUGGGGAUAUCCUGGUCGUGCUAUAUGGGGGCAGCCUGCCGUUCGUACUCAGACCUACCGGCGACGACUGGCUGUAUAUAGGAGACACGUAUGUGCACAACUCGGAUCUGAUGAACGGUCAUCUUGUGGACAGGGUGCGAAGAGGUCAAAGAAGCCAUCAUCCAAUGACGUUCAGGCUUGUAUGAGACUUGUCGUCGUGACUCGUCAUCAUAUCUUCUGCGAUAUAAAUCGCACAAUCCACUUCAUACUUGUGUAUGAGAGACGCAUCGGCUGUUGAUAGUUUGAUGGACCGGAGUAAACAGAGGGAUGAAAACUGUGGGUCUGUCAACAGUUCAUCGCAAUAACUGGCGUCUACGUUCAUUCAAUCAAUCGAAUAGUCGAAUCUGCCCAAGCCAUCGAUACAGAAAUUCGAAGUCGCAUUAACUUAGACAUGAACUGACGCAACUCUAUUACCCCAUGUUAUCCACUAUUGGUCUAUUGGCUGUUCUAUUAAGACUCAACUGGCCGACUUCAGUGGUUUCGAGGUUAUUCCAUCUCAUACUAGCGGAGGCCUAUCCGGAA
Molecule: messenger RNA, 2443 nt
Organism: Truncatella angustata
Lineage: Eukaryota; Fungi; Ascomycota; Sordariomycetes; Amphisphaeriales; Sporocadaceae
Product: HET domain protein
Exons: 2
Coding region: 1-2067 (688 amino acids)
Source: RefSeq, a predicted model, not a curated record